UGGAAAGCCGUUAAUGAAUUCCUGUCUCUCAACUGUACGUUUCGUGACGAAAGGGGUUUCCAAUGGCUUCAAGAGAAUCCGCAAAUUAAUUUCCGUAACGCACAGUCCAUUGACAUUAAGAUGAAAUCACUAAGUCAAGUGAAUACAAAGUUAAUGGCGUUUACAGAGCACGGGGAUUACUGUAGGAUAUUCCGUAUGACAUACACUAAACCAAUACAAGCACAACAGGAUCAGCCGGGAGCUACCGGCCCCGCACACCCAACCGCAACACCGACCUAUUUAUCUACAAAAAUAUUCUUGCCUUACAAAAAGAGUGACACCAUGUCUGACAUCAAACAAAGACUUUCCGAUUGGGUUAACCAGUAUUUAGACAAACAGCAAACCCAAAGUGCAAACAACGGGAGCUCCGGCUCCGAGAGCCCGGGUAUCGCCAAACGCUGGCCUCGGAUACUGUCGGCCGAAACGGUGGAAGUGUUUGCGAAGGACUUCAGA
Oppiella nova is the source of this 492-nucleotide messenger RNA. Lineage: Eukaryota; Metazoa; Arthropoda; Arachnida; Sarcoptiformes; Oppiidae. The record is from the annotation of a GenBank genome assembly.